UAAAAUAUAUUUGACUGUGCGUGCAUCUCGGACUUUACUUUCGUUGUGUAUUUCAUUUUCCUUGAUCAAAAAUAUUCAGACAAAAAUUACAAAACCAAGAAAAAACAGACAAAAACGUCAAGAAACUCGGAAUAUAAACAAUUUGAAAGUAUUGUCUAGUGUAUUCUUGUGUUUUCUAAAUAAUUUAUUUCAAUGUACAAAGCAAAAGGUGUUAAGCCAACUACGAAAACUCGGCCUCAAAUUCCAUCGUCUUCGUUUUCGUUGUGAAAAAAUUGCAUUUUUUCUUAUUCGUUUAUCGUUUUGUUCGAUCGUUCUCGUUCCAAUACGUUUUUUUUUGUCUUUUUGUAUUUUAAUUUUAUUUUUCUUCUCAACAUAAGACGACGUGUCAAGUGUGGGUGAGGGUGGUGGUUUCGGUGGGUGGAGUGUGGUGUGUGAACUGUAAAUCCAAUAUCAAAACAAUAGAGGGCUAAUGGAUGGAUCCGAUGGAUCACCUCCUCAAUCACUGUGCAUGAUUCGAGCAGCCGAACUUUUUCCCAAACCACCAAUGGAGAAAGAAGACGUACAACUGACAGUUCCCUUCACAGAACUUGCUGGUGAAUCGGUUAAAUAUCUCGGACGAACAGAUGAUGGAGUCUUAGCUUUGUCUAACUAUCGAAUAUUUUUAUUAAAAAAUUCAAUUAAUUCAGAAACAUCUGUUCCAUUGGGACUAAUUGAAUCGGCACAGUCACGUGAUUUAUUUCAUUUGGUUAUCAAUUGCAAAGAUGCAAGCACAGUUAAAUGUUCCUUUGAGACUGCCGAACAAUGCUCGGAAUGGCAGAGACGAAUAACGUUAUCUGUUGGAGUACCUGAAAGUCUGGAAUCGUUAUUUGCGUUUCCAUUUUGUACAUGGACCUGGGAUGGCAUGUCCUCGGGUGAGAAUUCGGAUUUUUCGGAACGAUUACAACGCUCGGGACGCUAUGAUGAGGACUUUCGACGUGAAGUCGAACGAUUGCAGUUCGAUUUAAAUGGUUCUUGGCGAAUCAGUCAUGCCAAUGAAGACUUUAAGCUAUGUCCUUCGUAUCCGCAGAAAUUAUUAGUUCCUUGUUGUAUAUCCGAUGAGACACUGCAUAAUGUGGCAAAUUUUAGAGGAUCGCGACGAUUGCCAGCUGUUGUAUGGAGACAUAAAAAAUCUGGAGCAGUUAUUGCACGAUGUAGUCAACCAGAAGUAGGUUGGCUUGGUUGGCGGAAUUCAAAGGAUGAACAAUUAUUGAAAGCCUUGGCAGAAGCGUGUGCUUUUGAUCGAGGAGAGCAAGGUCGUCGCCAGAAUUUAUGUCGCUCUGGAGACAGUACUCCGUCUAGUCCAGAAGGCAGCCACGAAGAAGUUAUUCUCGAUGAAGUCAGGAAAAUUCUUAUUGUUGAUGCAAGAAGCUAUACGUCUGCCGUCACUAAUCGGGCGAGAGGUGGUGGCUGUGAAUGCAUCGAGUACUACCCAUGUGCUGAAAUCGAGUUCAUGAACUUGAGCAACAUACAUGUGAUCAGGAAAAGUUUUCAGGCAUUACGCCUGUUGUGUGCUUCACCACCAGACGUACCUAAUUGGCUUGGUCUAUUGGAGAAAAGUAUGUGGUUGCAACAUCUUUCUGGUCUAUUGGCUGCCUCAGUUACAAUCUGUCAUGCGAUUGAAAAGAAAGGUCGCCCAGUUUUGGUUCAUUGUUCAGAUGGUUGGGAUAGGACGCCACAGUUGGUGGCCACCGCACAAUUGUGUCUCGAUCCGUUUUAUAGGACUGUUGAGGGAUUUCGAAUACUUGUGGAACGUGAAUGGCUUAGUUUUGGUCAUAAGUUUGCUGAUCGUUGCGGCCAUGGACCCGGUUCGGAUGAAUUAAAUGAACGAUGCCCGGUGUUUUUGCAAUGGUUGGAUCUGGUUCAUCAAAUCCAUAAACAGUUUCCUUGCUGUUUUGAAUUCAGCAUGGGCUAUUUGAUCAAACUUGCCCAGCACUCACUGUCUUGCCUUUUUGGUACAUUCUUUUGCAACACACUUAAAGAACGGAUUGAGAAUUCGGUGUUCGAACGAACAUUUUCUGUUUGGCCAUUCUUAUCAGGGCCAAUGUACAGAAAUCCGUUGUAUGUUGCAAAUAAAGAAAAAGUUUUAUGGCCUGCACACAAUGUAAGAGACUUAUCACUAUGGACUGAAGUGUAUUUAGGAAGUUUAGGUAAUCAAAAUGGGGUAGAUUUUCCACCGAGCAACUCGGACAACGUACAAGGAUUGGCAAGUCCAAUGGCAAAAACAAGGUCUUAUGGUGAUCUUAUUACAGCUGGGAUUAAUCAAAAUGGGAUCUCUAGGAGAUCAAGUGAUCCAAAUAUGACUGUUGAACCUAGUUUGAUGAUAGUUAACAAUUCACAAACAAACUCAAUCAGCGAUGUCCUAUCUGACCGUGAAGACUCACCGGAUAUUAUCGCAACUCUGAUUCACGACACAACUGAAAGGCUGCAACAUCUUACAAAUGAACUUAAUCAACACGAUGACGAUGAUAACUUUAAGACUACUACAACAAGUACAACUUUAACAACAACUACAUCUACACAACAAGUUGAAACCGCCCGAAGAAAAUCUAAUGCUUCUGACCUUUGCACUGAAAAACAACAACAAUUAUUAUUAAAUGAGCACAAAAUGUUUGAUGACAUCACAAAAGAAUAUAAUCUGACUGUGAAUGGAUUAAGUGGCGACAGUAAUGCUUCCGCUACCGAUACUAAUGGAAUUGAAAUUGCUAACGAGAAUGGAACUAAUGGAACAAAAGAGAUGCAUGAGGAUGUUAGUGAGAUUAGAGACACAGUUGAUGGUUCAAAGAAUACUCUUGACAUGAAUCCGGAUUUAAUGCAAAGUGUCGAUUUAGGAGUUUCAGAUACCACCACCAACUAUAAUCUACUUACACCAUCUGGAGAUACAACUGAUUUGAAUGAUAUUCACAACGCUUGGCAUGGCUCUGUCAAUACCAGCACUGAUACACUUGUGCCAAUGUCUGAAAUGCAACACUCACCAAACAAUAGCUUAAUGCAAUCUAUUGAUACGAAUGCGGCUAUAAAUUGUAAGGACUCAACCACACAAUUAAGUCCGUUUAGAACAACCAAUGGUGGUGAAAUGGGUACUGUUGAAGAGCCUGUCGACCGAAUUGUCCAAAGAGAAGAGAAGAGGCCCGUCGCAAAUGCAACAAUUUUGCCAAAAGUCCAUAGCAAGCCAAACUUGUCUAUGUUAAGUAGUUGUAGUUUAAAUAGCAAUUCAACAAAUCCAAUGGAAGAAAGUAUUCUCAUUUUGCCAGAACAUCCGAAACUCGAGAUAUCAAUAAGUGGAAAAUGUGAAACAGUUAUUAAUAGUUCAUCAUCAACAUCACAUAGGCGACGAAGAACACUCUCCUCAAACUCAAGAAAAGAGUUUACAACCAAUGGAAAAAACACAAAUGGAAGUUCCACUGUUUCAAGGUUUUCAACUCCUGGCGUACGUUCCCUUCCACUUACCCCUCCGGGUAUGCCAGAACGGCCACAAAUUGCAAUUUCCUGCCCAGAUGGCUUAUCCCAUGCGCUAAGCGAACAAAAUAUAAGACUUCAACAAAUCGUUCAUGAGCAUAAAGUUCGUGAAGAUGCACUCCUUCGAGAACUACAUGGAAUGCGAAUGGCUCUCUUAAAAAAAAUCUGUCCUAGCUGUAACAGUGCUCCAGUUGUCAACGACGAACAGGUAGAUGUGAUCAUGAAUCAAGAGAAUAAUUUAUUAAGCCUUUGCUACUGUUAUUCGUCUAGAAAUCAAAGAAGAUAUUGUGAAGAUGGUGCAAUGUAUUGUGGGAGUAGAUCGCUAUCGCCGUGUUCUGUACUAGACAAUGGUGAAAAUCUGUCAGUGUGUUCGUGGGAGGCUGUAGAAGACCGCAGUGGGGCUUCUUCUUGUGCCAGUUCUAUACAGCCGACCAGUAGUGUACUUUGGGUUCCUGAUCAUGCGGUAUCUCGUUGCACCAGCUGUCAAACAGAGUUUUGGCUGGGCCGACGGAAACAUCAUUGCCGUUCAUGUGGACAGAUUUUUUGUGCUGAUUGUUCAGAAUUCUGGGCACCCCUACCCGAUGAGAAACUUUUUAGUGAUGUAAGAUUAUGUGGGCCCUGCUACCACUCAGUGACAACACGAAUGCAGUUACAGAACCGGAGUGUCAGUAAUUUUUCGAGUAAUAAUCAGUAUAAUAAUCAAAGCAGUAGCAGCAGCAUAAGCACAUCAAAUUGUCCAUUAGAAGUCAAUUUAAACACAUCAUCAGCAACGUCCCCAUCACCCCUAAACAAUAAUCUUAAUAUUAAUGUUAAUGUUACCUCAAGUGCAGCAAUGGAAGCGUGCAAACAUGCGGUAAAUCCACCUCGGAAUGAUCGUGGCCUUCUAAAAGCCACAACUGCUUCCAAUUAAAGAUAAAAACAAAGGAACAACAACAAAGAAAAACAAGUAAACAUCAUUUAAAUAAGUAAAAAUAAAUAACAUCACUUAACAAAAUUCAAACGAUAUCGUAUGGUUUAAAAAGAAAAGAAAUUAUAUAUAAAAAUGUACACAUACCAAAAUGUGUGCAUAUAUAGAUUGUACAUAUUGUGGGGUUUUGAAGAAACACGACACAACCCAAUUAAAAUGAUAAACAAAUUUGGGUAAAAAGCCCAUUUUUUUAAAAUGAUAUUUAUUGAGUUGAGUCGUAUCUCUUGAAAAUUGGCGAUAUAUAAUCAUGUGAGAUCAAAUUACAAAGAAAAAAACAAAAACAUGUAACUUUACUAUAUAUGUUCCCUUUUAAAUCCUCUUUUUAUGUUAUGUUAUCAUCACAAAACAAAAUAAGAACAAAAAAAAUAUAAAUUUAUGCCUAAUUGUGUAUUUAUUUGUUGUUAAGUUUAAAGCGAAAUCGAAAGAAAAAAAAUUAAUUUAUGUUUAAGAAUUUAAAGUAUAAAAAUAAAAUAUAUAAAAUGCAUAAGAAAACAAAAACAAAACAAUUUUGAAAUAUAUAAAUAUAGACAAAAAUUAUUGCUUAAAAAGUGAAUUAAAAAAUAUAUAUAUGGAUUAAAAAAUUAAAAAAAAAAAACAUAAAUAAAGCCGAAAAAUGCAUUAUACCGGAAAUUCUUACUUGAAAACUGGAAGACAAAGAUAUAUUAUUAUGUAAAAACUUAUAACUGCAUACAAUAAAAAUAUUUAAAAAUUAAAAAACAAAAAAAUAA
Eupeodes corollae is the source of this 5190-nucleotide messenger RNA. RefSeq names its product myotubularin-related protein 4. NCBI's taxonomy places the organism in Eukaryota, Metazoa, Arthropoda, Insecta, Diptera, Syrphidae. Bases 470 to 4405 code for a protein of 1311 amino acids. The record is from RefSeq and is a predicted model, not a curated record. Gene Ontology annotation, biological process: regulation of autophagy; dephosphorylation. Gene Ontology annotation, molecular function: protein phosphatase binding; metal ion binding; phosphatidylinositol-3,5-bisphosphate 3-phosphatase activity. The transcript has 18 exons.